Molecule: messenger RNA, 2742 nt
Organism: Equus quagga
Lineage: Eukaryota; Metazoa; Chordata; Mammalia; Perissodactyla; Equidae
Gene: JAKMIP1
Product: janus kinase and microtubule interacting protein 1
Exons: 21
Coding region: 247-2742 (831 amino acids)
Molecular function (GO): kinase binding; GABA receptor binding; microtubule binding
Source: RefSeq, a predicted model, not a curated record
GGCGGCAGCGGCAGCUCGGGGCGGGGAGGGGGCGGCCGGAGGAUGCGGCGCGGGGCUGCGCUCGCUACGCCUGCUGCUGCUGCCCGGCUCGGGCCUGCGCGCCGAGCAGGAUCCCAAGUGAUGGUGAUUUACGCGGAGGAUGACGAGCUGAGCCCUGCGCUACUGGUUAGCUCGGCGGAGUUGGCAGCGGCACCUGCUGGCUGGCGGGCGUGAACGUGGGAUCUCCGUCUCAACCCGAGAGGAAGCAUGUCUAAGAAAGGCCGGAGCAAGGGCGAGAAGCCCGAGAUGGAGACGGACGCAGUGCAAAUGGCCAAUGAGGAGCUGCGGGCCAAGUUGACCAGCAUUCAGAUCGAGUUCCAGCAGGAAAAGAGCAAGGUGGGCAAACUGCGAGAGCGGCUACAGGAGGCCAAGCUGGAGCGCGAGCAGGAGCAGCGGCGGCACACGGCCUAUAUCUCGGAGCUGCGGGCCAAGCUGCACGAGGAGAAGACCAAGGAGCUGCAGGCGCUGCGCGAGGUGCUCAUCCGGCAGCAUGAGCAGGAGGCUGCGCGCACGGCCAAGAUCAAGGAGGGCGAGCUGCAGCGCCUGCAGGCCACGCUGAAUGUGCUGCGGGAUGGCGCAGCUGACAAGGUCAAGACGGCACUGCUGGCCGAGGCGCGCGACGAGGCGCGCAGGGCCUUUGAUGGCGAGCGCCUGCGGCUGCAGCAGGAGAUCCUGGAGCUCAAGGCAGCGCGCAAGCAGGCUGAGGAGGCGCUCAGCAACUGCAUGCAGGCCGACAAGACUAAGGCGGCCGACCUGCGCGCCGCCUACCAGGCACACCAGGACGAGGUGCACCGCAUCAAACGCGAGUGUGAGCGCGACAUCCGCAGGCUGAUGGAUGAGAUCAAAGGGAAAGAUCGUGUGAUUCUGGCCUUGGAGAAGGAACUUGGCGUGCAGACUGGUCAGACCCAGAAGCUGCUUCUUCAGAAAGAGGCCUUGGAUGAGCAGCUGGUUCAGGUCAAAGAGGCUGAGCGGUACCACAGUAGUCCAAAGAGAGAGCUCCCACCUGGCAUAGGGGACAUGGCAGAGCUCAUGGGUGUCCAGGAUCAACAUAUGGACGAGCGAGAUGUGCGGCGAUUUCAACUAAAAAUUGCUGAACUGAAUUCGGUGAUACGGAAGCUGGAAGACAGAAAUACCCUCUUGGCAGAUGAGAGGAAUGAACUGCUGAAACGCUCCCGUGAGACAGAGGUCCAGCUGAAGCCCCUUGUGGAGAAGAACAAGCGUAUGAACAAGAAGAAUGAAGAUUUGCUGCAGAGCAUCCAGAGGAUGGAGGAGAAAAUCAAGAAUCUAACGAGGGAGAAUGUGGAAAUGAAAGAGAAGCUCUCGGCCCAGGCGUCUCUGAAGCGGCACACUUCCUUGAACGACCUCAGCCUGACAAGGGACGAGCAGGAGAUCGAGUUCCUGCGGCUGCAAGUGCUGGAGCAGCAGCAUGUCAUCGACGAUCUCUCACUGGAGAGAGAACGGCUCUUGCGCUCCAAGAGACAUCGUGGGAAAAGCCUGAAGCCGCCUAAGAAGCAUGUUGUGGAGACAUUUUUUGGAUUUGACGAGGAGUCUGUGGAUUCGGAAACAUUGUCAGAGACGUCUUGCAACACAGACAGGACGGACAGGGCCCCAGUCACGCCUGAGGAAGACUUGGAUGACACCACAACCAGAGAAGAGGCCGACCUGCGGUUCUGCCAGCUGACCAGGGAGUACCAGGCCCUGCAGCGAGCCUAUGCCCUGCUGCAGGAGCAGGUCGGGGGCACGCUGGAUGCUGAGAGGGAGGCCCGGACUCGGGAACAGCUACAAGCUGAUCUGCUGAGGUGUCAGGCCAAAAUUGAAGAUUUGGAGAAGUUACUGGUUGAGAAGGGACAGGAUUCCAAGUGGGUGGAGGAGAAGCAGCUGCUCAUCAGAACAAACCAAGACUUGCUGGAAAAGAUUUACAGGCUGGAAAUGGAAGAGAACCAGCUGAAGAACGACAUGCAAGACGCAAAGGAUCAGAACGAGCUGUUAGAAUUCAGAGUGCUAGAACUCGAAGAGAGAGAGCGGAGGUCGCCAGCAUUUAACCUCCAAAUCACCACCUUCCCCGAGAACAACAGCAGCGCUCUCCAGCUGUUCUGUCACCAGGAAGGAGUGAAGGAUGUGAAUAUUUCUGAACUUAUGAAGAAAUUAGAUAUCCUUGGCGAUAACGGGAAUUUGAGAAAUGAAGAACAGGUUGCAAUAAUCCAAGCCGGAACUGUACUUGCCCUGUGUGAAAAGUGGCUGAAGCAGAUAGAGGGAACCGAGGCAGCCCUGACCCAGAAGAUGCUGGACCUAGAGAUGGAAAAGGACCUGUUCAGCAGGCAGAAGGGCUACCUGGAGGAGGAGCUGGAUUACAGGAAGCAGGCCCUCGACCAGGCCUACCUGAGAAUCCAGGAGCUGGAGGCCACGCUGUACAACGCGCUGCAGCAGGAGCCGGGGCGGAGGGCCAGCGAGGCGCUGAGCGAGGGCCAGCGGGAGGACCUGCAGGCCGCCGUGGAGAAGGUGCGCAGGCAGAUCCUGAGGCAGAGCCGGGAGUUCGACAGCCAGAUCCUGCGGGAGCGCAUGGAGCUGCUGCAGCAGGCCCAGCAGAGAAUCCGAGAACUGGAGGAUAAGCUGGAGGUCCAGAGACGGCACCUGAAGGAGCUGGAGGAAAAGUUUUUGUUCCUUUUUUUGUUUUUCUCACUAGCAUUCAUUCUGUGGCCUUGA